CAGUCAGUAUCCAACAGGACGCCAUUCGAUCUAGUCCAGCGAAUGCAUUAUGUCUGCGAAUAACAAACAAUAAAAUAAAAUAAUUAUAAUAAUAUCUAAUAAAUUAUGUUAAGAGUGUUAAUUUUUUUUCAAUAGCGUUUGAUAUUUUUUGUCUCUUGCCGGUCGGUCGCCAUAAAAAUCUUCCAUCUUUUGUAAACGGCAAACAUGGUGAAAUUUCAUUGCAACAACAGACAAAGUACGAAAAUCGCCACAAAGAUGUUCGACUUUGUGUCUAGUUUUAACGCGAUUGUCAAAUUGAAAAACUUACAGUGAUGAAAACAGUGACAAAUAAUGCAGUUUUUCUUCGGUUUGUUCGCAAUCGUACACUUGUGGAUAUUGCAAUCUGUUCAAAGCGUUAAGAUCAACGAGACGAAUCUAAUUGAACAUUUAACACCAUCAGAAUGGAGACAUUUCGUCGGGUCCGACGCGGUUCAACACUCACGUAUGCUCGCAGGUCGACAUUUCGGCGUGAAAUAUUUGAAUGUAAACGACCUGACCGACGGGCCGGUCAACCUGACGGUGGAUCGGUUGGACCGGCAUUUCCGGUUGGAUUUGCGGAAAAACCCAAGUCUCCUCGACGACAAGUUUGUCGUGCUGAAAAGAACGGCUGGGAAGUCGGAAAUCGUAGAACAUACGUGGAACGACACGGACUGCGGUUAUUACCAUAGUUUUUCGCCCCACGUCGCCGCCCUGGACGUCUGCAGCGGAAUAAGGGGUAUUCUCAAGUCAGACGAUGACGAGUAUUACGCCAUAAGUCCUCUACCGGAACGAUUUCACGACCCAGAUGAAACGCCACACGUAAUUGUUCGGAUUGUAAACGCGACCGAGCUAAAAGAUUCACUUGGUAAAUUCGGCGACCGAUUAAUCGAGAGUCGACAAAAAAGAGACACGUGGUCAUCCACCGUGUUGAACUUGGAAAUAGCUAUAUUCGUGGACCAAGACCUCUACAGGCUGAUGGCUGUCAGUUUCGAAUCGAACACAGAAAAAGAAGUCAUUCGGUUCGUUUUGGCCAUGGUGAACGCUGUCGACCUGCUGUACCACGACCCUUCGUUGGGCAGACAAAUCAAUUUUAUCCUGAAACGACUGGAAAUCCUGCACACGGAUCCCGAGGGUUUGAACAGGUCCAACGACAUCGACCGGUUCUUGAGCGAUUUUUGCAAAUGGCAGCAAACCGAAAAUCCUCCUUUGGACUCGGAUCCGCUGCACUGGGACCACGCGGUCAUUCUGACCGGACUGGAUUUGUUCGUGGCCGGCAAAAACGGCAAAAUUAGCAAUCAAGUCGUCGGACUUGCUCCAGUCGCAGGGAUGUGUACGAAAACCAGCAGUUGUACAGUAAACGAAGGUCGUCAUUUCGAGAGCGUCUACGUGGUCGCCCAUGAAAUCGGUCACAAUUUAGGAAUGAGACACGACGGAGCUGCGUCCGACAACGAUUGCGAUUCGACAAGUUACAUAAUGUCACCGACUUUGGGAAGUGGUAAAAUUACUUGGUCCACGUGCAGUCACAAGUACUUGGAGAAAUUUUUACAGAGUUCUCAGGCAGUUUGCUUGUUCGACGGCGGUGGUUCUUCCGAAUUUUUGGACCACAAACAACACGGCAGACUUCCCGGCGAGCGUUUCGAUUCGCACGAACAGUGUAUGCUCAAGUACGGCCGCGGGAGCGUGCACGCUUCCAGUCAAGACUUGGGAGAAGUUUGCCGGGAUUUGCACUGUCAGCGAGACAGAUACACUUGGACUUCACACCCGGCACUAGAAGGCACCGUUUGCGGUCCGGACAAAUGGUGCCGAAGCGGUCGAUGCGUCCACAAAGGGUUGUCCGCUCUGCAAGCUGGAUUCGCUCCUCACCAAAGCAUCGACGGCGGUUGGAGCGACUGGACACCGUACUCGGAUUGUGCUUCGUCUUGCUUGCUAGGAGACAAAAACGACUUGACCAGUGGAAGUACCGGCAUAACGACCUCGCUCAGACGGUGUAACAACCCUAGGCCGGAAAAUGGCGGUAAAACGUGUUCCGGAGGCGAUCAGAAAUAUAAAUCAUGCUCUACAGAACAAUGUGCAAACGCACCUCAGUUAACUAUAAAAGAUUUUGCCAAUGAAGUUUGUUUAAGAGCCAAACAAUAUGAUACAGAGUUAUUAGGUACCGGUUUUCAAAAAAUCAGUUCAGACCCCAAAGACGCGUGCACUGUUUGGUGUCAUAAGUAUAAAGGUGGUACGAAAAGUCGAGGAUGGUCUUUUCCGGACGGCACGACUUGUCAAAUAAGAAAAACCAAAGGCUCGACUUAUUGCAUUGGAGGAUUCUGCAAGGAGUUCGUUUGUGAUCACUUGGCUACGCCGGAUUCGCUCUACGUGGAAGCAGCUAAGACAUGCGGGGCCCAAGACGAAGCCCCUAAACGGUUGAAUGCUCCUUCGCCGCCUUUGCCAUUACUUCCAGCGGCGUCUAGCAUUGUCGAAUGGACGUGGCAGCCAAAGUCCGUGUGCCAUUAUAGUUGUAUGGUACCGGCAAUGGGACUGAAACUGAUCGAAGGGAAAGUGUGUAAAACCUGCGAACCGGUGAUCAGCAUUAAGAUUUGUCGACCGCAAAAGGACCAAUGUAAGUUCGGCUUAAAAACUGUGAUCGAGUACGCGACAUCGAUUUGCUCCAAAUACGGUCAAAAAGUGCAACGCCUGUCAGGUUUAGGAAUGCAGCUGUCUUCGGUUCCAGACGAUAUGGACAGGCCGUGUAGGCUGGCUUGCCAAGAUCAAACAGUGCCUCAUAGAUUUUACAUUGUCAACGGUGAAGCCGGAUGGUUCCCUUUCGGUACGGAUUGUGCCAGAGGUGAUCCGGAUCGUCAUGCUUUUUGCCUCAGCGGAAAAUGUCUGGAAUUUGGUCCGGACAAUCUGCCGCUGUCAGUCGAAGGAAUGUCGCUGCACAGCAAUUUUAGUUCGAACAACCGCAUAAAAAGGAGUGUUUCCCACGUGCAAAACAAUAAUGUAUUGCCAGACGAAAACACGUCGUUGGAACAGUUUUUGAAUUUGAAAACAAGCAUUAAGUUUGGUUCGGAGAAAAGUUUUGUAGACUUGAAAAACCCAGUGGACUUCCCCAAGUCGUAUGCAGACUCUUAGUGUUGAUUGUAAUAAUAAUAGUUAAAUGUUUUAAUUUUAUUAUUGAAAAAUCCUUUAUGAGCAAUCAAACGUAUUAUUAUUACUGUACAUUAUCAUAAUAUUUUGUAGUAAAUGUUAGUUUAUUUUGAUUAUUGCACGGCCUUCCGCAUAGGCAAUCGUUAUGCAUACCUGUCAUAAAAGUUUCGGCAAAGGCCAUUUUUUUUUUAAGAUUUCUUCUUAUGUUUUUUUAACCGGAGAAUACAAAACGAACCUGUUCAACACAAUAAUAAAUAGAAACAAAUAUGUA
Molecule: messenger RNA, 3421 nt
Organism: Adelges cooleyi (spruce gall adelgid)
Lineage: Eukaryota; Metazoa; Arthropoda; Insecta; Hemiptera; Adelgidae
Product: A disintegrin and metalloproteinase with thrombospondin motifs adt-1-like
Exons: 17
Coding region: 331-3135 (934 amino acids)
Biological process (GO): proteolysis; extracellular matrix organization
Cellular component (GO): extracellular matrix
Molecular function (GO): metalloendopeptidase activity
Source: RefSeq, a predicted model, not a curated record